AUGUCAUCGCAACAAGAUAUGAACACUGCAGAACAACCCUCCUGUGGCAACCCCCUUGAGCGCGAUUUGCCAAAAGGGUGGAUCAAGCUCCAAAUUUGGGUCAAGGCAAACUGGGACGUGUUUGCCAACGAUUUUGAGGUAGCCACUGCGGUGCUAUCUCGACUAAAAGGACCUGUGGUGGGUCGAUACGCCCAAGUAAGACUGCAGGAAUGCUACACCGCGGGAGUGUGGCCGACCUGGGACGAUCUCAAAAAAGAGAUCGAAAAAUAUUUCAAACCGCAAGCUGAGCGUGACUGGGCACAUCAGCAAAUCCAUUCCUUCAAACAAGGAAACAUGAGGACGGAUGACUAUGUUACCUGGUUCCUGGCCCUCUCCAUCCAAGGAGGGCUUGGUAAUGAACACGCAGUAAAACUGCUGGAACGCAAUGUGAACCCUCGCAUUGCAGAACAGAUCUAUCUGCAGGAUACUAGAAACAAGAACUUGGCCCUGGCAGCUGAGGAAGUACGAAGAAUCGGUAGAGCCAUGGAGCUUUACCAAAUGCACCAAGGUGGCGGUGUCGAUGAUGAGAACUGUUGUUAG
Serpula lacrymans var. lacrymans S7.9 is the source of this 579-nucleotide messenger RNA. RefSeq lists its product as uncharacterized. Lineage: Eukaryota; Fungi; Basidiomycota; Agaricomycetes; Boletales; Serpulaceae. The coding region runs from base 1 to 579 and encodes 192 amino acids. The transcript is spliced from 3 exons. The record is from RefSeq and is a predicted model, not a curated record.